AUGAAGGAGGAUGGGCGCUUCGAAACGAUAGAUCAUGUCCGCCGAGCGCACCUGUCGAGUGUGGCACAGGAGCGCAACCGAGAUGCUGCCCCUCGGGUUUCAAAUGCACUGGAGAUGGUGAUUACGUGGGCAACUACUGUUGUGAAGUGCCCUAAUUCAGACUGGACUCUCUGGGGGGUCGACGGAAAGAUCGACAAUGGUGGAUGGUGCUGCCAAUCCGGGCAAAACGGGACAUACCGCGAUAACUCGAACGGAAUCGCCCUGCUGUGUACUCCCGCGACGGCGACAGCACUUGCUUCGAAUAUCUUCUGGGCUGCGACAGUUAGCACUUCAUCCUGUUCCACAUCGUCGACGAGUUCGACACUCGCCACAACGUUAGCGACUGCGACUGCCGCAUCAACGACCGCAACCACUACUGCCGGAGCUUCCGCCACGACCGCGAUUACGGCCACCUCUACGCCGUCGGGUACGGGCGAUUCAACCUCAAUGUCUACCGGAGCGAUAGCCGGUGCUGCGGUCGGAGGCGUCGCUGGCGGAAUUCUGAUCAUUGCGGGAAUUUUCUUCCUCUGGCGGAGGAAGAAGAGAAGCUCAGCCGAUGCGACCCCUACGACGGAAGCGGGCUCUUCGGCGUGGGCGUACGAACGAAAAGAUGGACAGGUAUACGGAGCGAAUGGUGGCGGGGUGAACGAGCUCGCAGUUCCAGAGCCGCGGGUAGAGAUGGAUUCCGCCAUGCAACCGACUUACGAGCUUGAUGCUGCGGCAUCAAACACGCCCGAGCUAGACGCAGCGCACUCCGGUGCAAGACAGGCUCAGAGAGACGAUUUGAAGUACCGAUAG
This is a messenger RNA of Colletotrichum abscissum, 837 nucleotides long. RefSeq lists its product as uncharacterized. The record is from RefSeq and is a predicted model, not a curated record. Bases 1 to 837 code for a protein of 278 amino acids. Lineage: Eukaryota; Fungi; Ascomycota; Sordariomycetes; Glomerellales; Glomerellaceae. The transcript is spliced from 2 exons.